Molecule: messenger RNA, 597 nt
Organism: Dacryopinax primogenitus
Lineage: Eukaryota; Fungi; Basidiomycota; Dacrymycetes; Dacrymycetales; Dacrymycetaceae
Exons: 1
Source: RefSeq, a predicted model, not a curated record
GACUUCUUCAUGGAGGCUUCUGGUUAUUCCACCUCGUCUUCCAACACUUCUUUGUACAAUGCAAUGAAGGCUGAUGCACUUGCACAUUGCCUAUCUGAUGGUGGCCACUUUGUUGUGCCCUGGAAAGGACAUAGGGCUAUCCAUGAUUUUUGCAAUGAAUACACCCUUACAUGGAUGUUCCCCCAUUUGGAUCCCUUUGUGCUAGGUGGGUUUGAUGAUCCUCAUUGGCAUAAGCCUGUGUCCAUGGCCAAGCAGCUUGCACACCUCCUGCACAUGGCAAACAGCCGCUUUGAAGAAGAACCCACAUUUGCAUUUGUCUUCCACAACAUCUUGCAGAAGCGUGAGGCAGCAUGUCUUGUUAGGUUUCAUAUCCUGGACGGCAGGCACACUUGCAUUGUGGAGGAUAUUCAGCAAAUUCCUGGCCAGGUAUUUAGCAAAUUGGCUGACAAACUCCAAAAAUCACAGUGGGCAAAAGUGACAUUGGUUGAAGAGGAAAUGGCCUUGAGAGUCCUGCACAAGGUGCACAUGCUCAGGCAUGAUGUGCCCAGCAGUGACGCAUACAAGUGGUGCCACAGGAAUGAGAUCAGAUCCCUUGUG